AAUAAAAUAAAAAAAAAAAUAUAAAAAAAAUGACAUCAUAAAAUUCUAAUUUCUGUGUAUGUGUUCGAAUAAAGCCUACAACCUGUCCUUCCUUUUAUACUAAUGGUCAUUAAGAAGAUUGUAAAUAUAUAUCAGUAGGUCCAUAAUAAUCAAUUCUAUUAAUGUAGCCAAAUAGCACAUGUGGUAACAAAGUAUUUAUGUACGACAGAGUAUUUGAUUCUUAAACAAAAACCUUAUAAAUAUUCUAAGAAAUAGUAAAACCUAUAUUAAAUGAAUCUCUUCUGAAUGGAUUUUCUCAAACAAUAUUAGUUUACGGAAUGACAGGUUCAGGAAAAACAUAUACAAUGUUUGGAAAUAAUUUUGAGAAUAAAAAAGAAGAAGAAAUAGCAUUCGAAGGUGGAGUAGUCUAAGAAUCCGUAAGGUUUAUAAUAGAAAAAUCUCCUGAAAAUAAAAUAAAGGCUAAAAUGUCUUAUUUGGAAAUUUAUAAUGAAUAAAUAAGAGAUUUACUAUCUUAAAAUGAAUAAUCUAAUAAUAAUUUAAAUAUUUUAGAAGAUUUAUAAAAGGGAGUUUAUUGUCCCUAACUUAUUGAAAAAGAUAUUCAUAAUUUAUAAGAAAUACAAAGCUAUAUUUUUUAAGGAAAUAAAAAAAGGACUAUGGCUUCAACUAAAAUGAAUGAAUUUUCUUCAAGAUCACAUGCUAUUAUUUAAUUAUAACUGGAAAUAGAAAAAGAUAUGUCCUCAAAUAAAGGAUUUAAAAACUACUUUUCCCCAAAACUAUAUCUAGUAGAUUUAGCUGGAAGCGAAAAAGCCUUCGAAAAUAAAGGAAAUAGACUUAAAGAAGGUUCCAAUAUUAAUAAAUCUUUACUUUCAUUAGGAAAUUGUAUUAAUAUUUUAGCUGAAGGGAAUAAAAAAUUACAUAUUCCUUAUAGAGAUUCUAAAUUGACUAGAUUAUUAAAAGAAAGUUUAGGUGGAAAUGCAAAAACUUUAAUAAUAGCAUGUAUUACUCCUGCAUUUAAAUAUAUAGAAGAGACGAUUAAUACCUUAAAGUACGCUUAAAGAGCAAAAAAUAUAAAAAAAGAAGUUUAUGAAAACAUAAAAUAAAUAUAUGAAGAAAAUAUUCAAGUUUAAUAAUAAUAAUUUUUAGCAGAAUAAUAAGAAAUAAAUAAGAAAUUAUUUGAGCAAUUUUUAUAUUUAAAAGAAUAAGAAUAGGAAAAUUUUGAAUUAUAGAACGAAAAAAAUAAAAAAUAACAAGAAGAAGAAGAACUAGAAAAAAAAACUAAGAAAAAUAAUUAAUAGAAGAACAAAAUAAUACAUAUGAAAAAAAAUAACAUUAUUAAUUUAAUAAUUAGAAGAAUCAUUAACCGAAAGUGGAUAUUUAUAAACAAAAUUAAAAGAAUUAAUAAACAUAAAAUAAUAUAAUGA
Ichthyophthirius multifiliis is the source of this 1421-nucleotide messenger RNA. RefSeq names its product kinesin family protein, putative. The transcript is spliced from 2 exons. Gene Ontology annotation, molecular function: microtubule motor activity; ATP binding; microtubule binding. Gene Ontology annotation, biological process: microtubule-based movement. NCBI's taxonomy places the organism in Eukaryota, Ciliophora, Oligohymenophorea, Hymenostomatida. The record is from RefSeq and is a predicted model, not a curated record.